GAGCGCGUAGAGUAGGCAAGAGAUUGGGGAAGACUUACGGAGAGAGACGAGGAUAUUGUAAGAGGGGAAGGAGAGAUACAAAGGCGGUCGAGAGCGAGACGUGUCGACCAUGGCCCGAGAGCUCAGCUUCAUGGAGGAGCUGCUGCUGCUGCCCCGCGAGGACGAGGAAAUGGAGGCCCCCCAUUUCUCGACGACGGACGAGGAGACAGAUCCGUCCGCGGCGGGGUCUUUGCUCCCCUUGGGUCCCCCGCUGGCGGGACCCCCACUCACCCCCACCAUGGCUCGGUACGAGAUGCUGCAGGCCGAACCCGAGUUCGCCUGCAUGGAGGAGCCGGCCUCUUCCUGCGUGCACGCUGCACUGCCCGCGCUCACCUGGGGCAACAGUGGGUUGUGUGACGGGGCCUCGCCGUGGCCCGGCGCUCUGGGGUGGUGCUCGGUUCUCAUCCUGCACGCGCGCGUCGCUCAGAAGUCGUACGGGAGCGAGAAGCGGUUCUUCUGCCCACCACCCUGUGUCUACCUGCACGGGCCUGGCUGGAGGAGACACCAGGGGCCCGAUGGGGGGCCCGUGGCUGUGGUGGCCUGCAUGGGGAUCCUGCAGGAGGGGGCGGCAGCUGCGGGGCCGCGAUGCGAGGAGGCGCAGAGAAUACCGCUGCAGCAGCAGCACGCGGGGAUGAGUUUCGGCUGUGCCAAGACCCUGUUCGUGUCGGACCAGGACAAGAGGAAGCACUUCCGUCUGGAGCUCACACUGGGGUUGGUGGACGGGCAGGAGAUCGGUUCCUUCCUCAGCCGAACCAUCAAAGUUAUCUCCAAGCCAUCGAAGAAGAAGCAAUCGAUCAAGAACGCUGAGCUCUGUAUCCCGUCGGGAUCACGCGUGGCACUGUUCAACCGCCUGCGCUCGCAGACUGUGAGCACGCGCUACCUGCACACACAGGGGGGCGGCUUCGUCGCCAGCGGGCAGCAGUGGGGCGCCUUCACCCUGCACCUGGUGGAGGACUCGAGGCCUAUGCAAGGAGGCUUCUCGCUGCGUGAUGGCUUCGUACGCUACGGGGCGAGUGUGCGGCUCGUGUGCCCAGAGAGUGGCCUGGCACUGCCCACCAUGGUGAUUCGGAAGGUGGAGAAGCAGAGUGCCCUGCUGGCCGUGGAUGAGCCGGUGUCCCAGCUGCACAAGUGCGCGCUACUCGUGAAGGGCAGCGCCAGUGCCUACCUGUGCCUCUCCAACGACCGCAUCGUCCUCUACCGGGCCUCUCCGUGCACCCGCGACCCGGCACGGGAGCUGCUGGGCGACGGAGCCUGCUGGACCAUCAUCGGCACGGAGCGCGUGGAGCACAGCUUCUUGCAGCCCGCUGGGGUGGUGGGGCCGGGGGGGGGCGGCCCCCCACCCCCGCAGCUGGGGCCAGUCACCCCCAUCCCGAGCAUCACCGGCUUAGAGCUGCAUGGUGGGGGUGACGUGGCCACGCUGGAGCUGACCGGGGAGCACCUGGAGCCCGGCCUCAAGGUGUGGUUCGGCGCAGUGGAGGCUGAAACGCUCUACAGCCUACAGCUUCUGCUACACACCGGAGCCUGCGUGGGCCCUGCCGGCGGCUUCUUCGCUCGACGGCGGCCCUCCGCCCACGGCGGAGCCCGCCCUGAGCCACGCGUCGAUGUUGCCACCAUCUUUGUCCUCCUCGUUUUCGUCGUUGUUCGCCUCCUCUGGGGGGCUGGGGGUCGUGGAGGCAGCAGCAGCAUCAGGAGGAGGAGAUACGAUCCUGAGCUCCAUUCACCAGGAGUUCACGAGAUGCGGACUUCAUCUGCUCGCUCAGAGCUAGAGAUGCAGACUUCGUCUGCUCGCUCAUGCGCCGACACAUUGGGAAAAAACGUCUCGAACAAAUUCAUAAAAAUCCUGAAGAAAAAAAAAUGUGCAAGAAAAAUAUAUUUUUUAAGAUGUGAAUUUCCCCCGAAGAUGAGGCUGUAAACUUUAAAACUGGAACCCCUACACAGCCACCACGGCCACUACGGCUUAACCAAACACAAAGACCCCCUCCCCCCCUGUAGCCUGUAACAGACUCUUGGGGCAAGUGCUGUUAGUGAGCACCCAUGGAGGCCGGCAUGGCACACGAGGGGGUGGGUGGCCAGCACCACACCCCGCCGCCUUUGUCUCCCCAGUCGCGAUAUUUACACACCGCACCAGGUACUUUUUCAGAAUCAGAAUAUGUAUUUCUAUUGGCGGAAUCCGAUGAGCUACAAAGCUCUUUUUCACAGAUGUCCAGUAGGGGCACGGGGUAAAAACAAACAGUACAAAAACACGAUAGUAGUGCAUUGUACGAGAAUGGCAAACAAAUCACACAAAAAGAAACAAAGAAAACUAGACCAUCCACAUCCUACCAGGCAAAACACAUUGGGGAAUUAAUUGAGGCUGAGUCGACCUAGGGGAGGCCCAGGACCGGUUCAGAUAAUCGUCACUUGUGUUGGCCGCGAGCGGGAAUCGAACUCGGGGGUCCGCGGGAUCGUAGCGCAGCGCAGCACGAACCGCUACGACGCUACCAGCUCUCUGAACCACAAUUCCAUUCACAAUCACGAUGGCAGCGUUACGUGGGGGUCAGGAUCUGGAUGCCAAUGUCGAAGUCUGCUGCUGAUGCUAUUGACACGACGAGAGAGGGCAGAGAGAGACUUCAUGUGUUGUUGAAGUAGGUGAUCUAAAACAACAACCGUGUUGUGUCUGUUGCAGAAACUGUGGCUCAAACUCAGGAAUGGAUCCCGAACGUGAUCUUGGUAGCGGUGAUCCAGUGUCUUUGGGCCGGAAGCCGUCUCGUGUUUACAGGAGAGGGUACAGCACAGCAAGUGGGAGGUCGUCGCGAGCCCGCGGGUUGUCAUCGGGAGUCGAUUGGGGUCCGUUGAAGCCGGUACACCAAUGAUCAGCGAGAUAGGACGGAGCAGAUCGAUGGGGGCUCUUGAGAAGACGAGUAGGAGGCGCGAUGACGUCUGCGUCUCGAACAAGGUGCUUACUUAACGACAAUCAUCAAUAGUUAUUAUCGAUAGUUAAUCGUCAUAAUUGAUAGUAGACCAAUGAUGUACGUGGGGCCGUUCGUGCGAACUGCAUCCCGGAGUGCUCGGAGGGAGUUUGCAGCGCGCGCAGUUUUCGCACGGCGGUGCAGGGAGCCGUAGGCAGCGGAGUGGAAGGCGGCCAGCCAGAAUGGACGCCGCCAAGAAUUUGCCCGAGCUCUGUGGUCCUAUAUUUAGAUAUUUGGCCAGGAAUGUUUUAUGCUGGUACGAUGUUAAACUUACAAUGGGUGGUUUAUUUUUUGCAAAUCUUUAGAUGAGAUGUAUAACUUUUAUUUGUUUCAACCAGUGGUUCUUCACCUGGAGUGCACGCGUCCCCUGGGGGUGCGAGAUGCUCUUUCUGGUGGGCGUGUGAGAUGUGGCCAAAUUUCUUUUUUAGAAGGUAAAUCAUCGAAAACACAAAUUAAGCAUCGGACACGUUAAGUAACAGACUUUGUUCCAUCAAACCCUAUGUGGUUUAUGAACAUUACAUAUUUUUUUUCAAAGAUUGAGAACCAAAGGAGUCAAUAGGCGGCGGUAAAAGGUUGAGAUACCGCUGGGUUUAAAUCGCAUUUGCUGCUUACUCUUAGAGUGAGAAAGGGGAAGAUGAUACUUGGAGAUACUUGGAGAGGCCGCUGACCCCCGUAUAUUUUUGAACUAGAAGGAAAACCGCGUUGCCGAUUAAUCACAAAAAAAUAUGACGAUCGGUUUGUAUGUGUAACGGCUUAAAUACUGCAGGAGACGAGUUGCCGGAGGCAGCACGUAUUUAUUUAUAACACCCUACAGAACAGUCAUCUAUACAGCCUAGGAACACAGCCUACGGCUACGCGUGCCUGACACCGGCUACGCUUUUAGGUCCUCCGGCUAUGUCCUUCCUAGAGGAGGCCAUCUGACCCGACCUAGCCAGGGUACGUGUCCCAACCACUGGCUCAUCAAACCCGGCCCUGAUAAGGACGUCGGGCCGUGAGUACCCAGGGUCUCACCACUGAGCCACACAGAGUCCCGGCCCUGAUAAGGGCAGCGGGGCUAGGGGUCCCAGGGUCCUAUGUAGCUUGCUCCGUCUUCAUUCUUCACUGGCUUCAACGACUCCCGAGCGCUCAUGCGCAUCGCCUUAUAUAGCCCUCUGCUCCCCGAGGGGCGGGGCUAGUGCGGACGUCGGUGUAGCCACCCAUGUGCGGACCGUGAUGUAGACACUGGCUACGCGAUGGCUCGCUACAUCCCGGUACGUACCACCUCUACACAUGUGUAAUGACAGGGUGACAUCUGUCGGCCUGGAGUGGUAAUUGCGGUUAUGGGUGCAUUACGUAAUGCCUUAUUAUAAGGGGGCGUAUCUGGGGUAAAGGUGAAAGGCGGAGUCAGUCUAGAAACUCCGGAAACCGGCUCGAGGGUUCUGGAAGGGGGCGUGGCCAGAGGCCGUGCCGGGGGCAGAUAUACGGAGGACCGAACCAGAGGUUCGGGGCUGCCCAGCAUCAUUUCUUCGUUCACCGACCACAUGGCUGAUCUGCUGCAAGACCCUCUUCGCUGCUGUCGCUACGCUAGUCUGACAGCUGCGUAGAUGUAUGCCGGCGAUGGGGCUGUGAGUAUUAGGAUCGCCUAUGUGUAGCUGUGUUACAUAAUGUAUCUCCCAGUGUGCUCUUCAUAAAUAAGAAGCCUUCUACUCGGCGUGUCUCGGAAGUCGCUCACUACACAUGUAUAAUAUAGGUUUUUCUUUUCUUGGGUUAGAUUGCAUAAAUAUAAAUGUGUCGUUAAACCCGCGACAACUAGUAACGAAUUGGCGUGUUCUGUUUACGUGACAAACCUUACUAAUAUGACGGCUGUGUCGGUUGGUGGCGGGUUUUAACAAUACAUUUAUAUUUACGCGAUCUAAACAAACCCCCCCCCCCCCCAUAUUAUGGAUGAUAUUGGUCGCGAAAGCCUCCUAAUACGUGUUAAACUGGUUUACAUGUUAAUUGUCCCUCUGAUUUAGAGAUAAUAAAAAUAAAUAAUUUUCACUGCGUGUGUAUUUAAAAUGAAAUUAUUUGA
Messenger RNA from Lethenteron reissneri (Far Eastern brook lamprey), 5037 nucleotides. Its product is annotated as recombining binding protein suppressor of hairless-like. NCBI's taxonomy places the organism in Eukaryota, Metazoa, Chordata, Hyperoartia, Petromyzontiformes, Petromyzontidae. Gene Ontology annotation, molecular function: RNA polymerase II cis-regulatory region sequence-specific DNA binding; DNA-binding transcription activator activity, RNA polymerase II-specific. The record is from RefSeq and is a predicted model, not a curated record. Gene Ontology annotation, cellular component: nucleus. Gene Ontology annotation, biological process: regulation of transcription by RNA polymerase II.